This is a messenger RNA of Penicillium malachiteum, 1587 nucleotides long. It is a transcript of the gene aglA, whose product is annotated as putative alpha-galactosidase. Gene Ontology annotation, molecular function: hydrolase activity, hydrolyzing O-glycosyl compounds. Gene Ontology annotation, biological process: carbohydrate metabolic process. NCBI's taxonomy places the organism in Eukaryota, Fungi, Ascomycota, Eurotiomycetes, Eurotiales, Aspergillaceae. The transcript has a single exon. The record is from RefSeq and is a predicted model, not a curated record. Bases 1 to 1587 code for a protein of 528 amino acids.
AUGGCUCUUCUGAUGGUUCCAUUGCUGCCAGUUCAGGCAUCAGUGGAAAAUCCAAGUCUACUUCCUAGUCCUCCAAUGGGAUUCAACAAUUGGGCACGAUUUGAAUGUGAUCUCAAUGAGACACUCUUCACUGAGAGCGCCCAGUCCAUGUUGAGCCGUGGUCUACUUGAUGCAGGAUAUGACCGCCUCAAUCUCGACGACUGCUGGAUGCAGCAUGAUCGUGCGGCCAACGGCUCCUUGCAGUGGGAUACAACCAAGUUCCCAAAUGGUAUACCAUGGCUAGCGAACUAUGCCCAUGAGCUCGGCUUCCAUUUGGGUAUUUAUGAGGAUGCUGGAAAUGCUACCUGUGGUGGAUACCCAGGCUCCUACCAACAUGAACAACAAGAUGCCGACACUUUCGCCAGUUGGGGAAUUGACUACCUCAAGCUGGAUGGGUGUAAUGUCUACGCUGAGGAUGGUCGUCUCCUACGAGAUGAGUACAAGUAUCUCUACAGCGAGUGGCACAAGAUCCUAAGCGAUAUGUCUGAGCCAUUGAUCUUCUCUGAGUCUGCACCGGCAUACUUCUCCACAAAUGAGACAGAGUGGGCUCGGGUCAUGGAUUGGAUUCCGUAUAAUGGCGAACUUGCCCGUCACUCAGACGAUAUCCUAGUGUACAGUGGUGCUGGGAGUGCAUGGGAAAGUAUCAUGACGAAUUACGGGUACCAGAUUCAGCUUGUCCGCUAUCAACAGCCAGGCUAUUACAAUGAUCCCGACUUCCUAAUCCCCGAUCACCCCGGUCUGACAGAAGAUGAGAAGAAAUCUCACUUUGCCCUGUGGGCGUCGUUCGGUGCGCCAUUGAUCAUCAGUGCUUACAUCCCAGCACUACCGGAAGAGGUCAUUACUUUCCUGAAGAACAAAGAUCUCAUCGAUGUUGAUCAGGAUGCACUGGCUCAACAGGCUGCUCUAGUUACCCGGGAUUCCAAUUUCGAUGUCCUAACUCGCUCAUUGGCAAAUGGUGAUCGACUGCUAACCGUGCUAAACCGCGGGAACAAUACUGCAACAACAACUAUCCCAGUGACACAACUAGGUCUGGAUUCCAGCUGCAAGUACCGUGCACGGGAUCUCUGGACCGGUAUUGUGGAAACUAUCAAGGGCUCUGUUGAGGUUACUCUGGAUACACAUGCUACAAGUGUCUACCGCAUCACGCCUCCGCGUGGAUGUAUCAAGAUCACGCCGACGGGUAUGAUCUUUAACACAGCCUCCGGACGCUGCUUGACUGCUUCAUCAGGCAAGGCUACAUUCACAUCUUGCGAUGCUACAGACUCUCAAGUCUGGUCCGUGUCUGGUUCAGGUAGCAAACUUACUUUGAGCCCGUUAUCGGAUACCUCGAAGUGUCUUGCUUCGAAGGAUAAGUCUGUUCUGCUUGUGGCGUGCGGUUCUGGUUCUGGUACCAGCUGGUCACACUUUAUUACCGGCCAUCUGAAGAGUGCUAGUGGAGACUGCUUGGUUGAUUCUGUUGGGGCAAGCCUUGGGACUUGCGAUCAGGGUGUAGCGGGACAGAUCAUGGGAUUGCCUAGUGGUGUUCAGCUCGCUACCGGUACUGCUUGA